Daldinia vernicosa is the source of this 1973-nucleotide messenger RNA. Its product is annotated as TAFII55 protein conserved region-domain-containing protein. The transcript has a single exon. Lineage: Eukaryota; Fungi; Ascomycota; Sordariomycetes; Xylariales; Hypoxylaceae. The coding region runs from base 122 to 1768 and encodes 548 amino acids. Gene Ontology annotation, molecular function: RNA polymerase II general transcription initiation factor activity. The record is from RefSeq and is a predicted model, not a curated record. Gene Ontology annotation, biological process: RNA polymerase II preinitiation complex assembly; transcription initiation at RNA polymerase II promoter. Gene Ontology annotation, cellular component: transcription factor TFIID complex.
CACCUCUUCAUUACACUCUUACCUACGGUACUAUGUAACAAAGCAUCCAUCUAUCGACUACCUUCUGGAUGCUGGUUUGGUCUAUAACAUAGAGGGUUAAAUCUCGUCACUCGAGAGUCUAAUGCGGCAUAGUCAUUCCUUUUGCCCAUCUAAGUACACUUUUCAUCAUUUCAUCAUGUCGUCUAUCAACGUAAAGCCGACCCUCAAGCUCGACACGUCGCAGCAGAUGCCCCCUCCGUCGAACCCUGAAAACCCGAGACCUAUCCUAAAGCUCAAUACAGCAUCUCGACAACCAUCAUUCAGCGGCGAUGUUGGCACCCCUACGCCAUCUGCAGAGAGUCGGAAAAUUAAGAUCAAGAUCAGUAGUCAACCAACUACACCAGCUGCUACACCCCUCGCCCAAACACCAACCAUAACCAAAUCCAAAGCCGGUAGAACAUCCAAGCCAACGCAGAAACUUGUUGAAUCGAAGAAGCGCCCAUACGAUAGCGAUGAAGAUCGGCCAUUGUCUGUCACUCGACACGAAAGCCGGCCCAGCAAAACAAUCAAGAUCAAACCAACCAUAUUCAAGCCAGAUCGCGCAUCAAAUACGGCGUCAACGCCUAUUAGCACCAUCAAGUUCAAGCCUAGAGGUGAACCUGUUGAACAUCACCCUGGAGAUGCUUACGACUCCGAAGCUAGCGACCGUGAAGCUGAUCCUGUCCGGGAAACUACAUUCAUUCUUCGCGUCAUGCCAGGAGCCGCGACAGAGUACUUGAAAAAGGCGUUGGCUGAGGGCACUAUCGGCGUGCCCAAGCAGAACGGAGGCGCGGAUUUCGGUGUACAGUUCCUCGAUGCUAAGCAGCGACGAGCUAUGGUCACCAUUGACGGAACCCACUACGCCGCAGUUCUUGUCCAGCUACCAACUAUUACGGAGGCGAUGAAGUCUUGGGACCGUAAAAACAUGAUGAAGAACUCGGAUAUUGUUGAGAUGCUUUUAUGUUUUGCAACUGUUAACAGCGAAACCGAAGCCAAGACGAUCGCGCUUCCAUCUAUAGCUACUAAGAAUGACUAUAGGUGGCCUCACGGUCUUACUCCCCCCAUGCACGAUGCCUACCAUCGACGAUUCAGAAAGACCGUAUCAGAGAAGCAGUGGCAGAGUACUGCUGACCAAGUAGCCAAGCUGCUCGAGGAUGACGCAAACGCCUUAGAAUCUCACAGUGAACUCAUCUGGAACGAGGAUGACUUCUCUGAGGAUUCCGACGACGAAGAAGAUGCUGAAGGCGAAGCUGAGCAGGACUAUUUUGGAGAUCAUGCUGGUGUCCAGGACGAUAUGGAAGAGGAUGCUGAAGACGAUGAAAUGUUGGCAGCCAUGGAAGCCGAGCUCGCAGAGAGCGGAAUGCAUCAUGAAGAGCCUGCAGCGGCCACGCCAGCCAUGCAACUAGAGGCGCAAACUCCUAUGACAGUCGAAGGAAAUACUCCCGCGGCCAUGCCGGAAAUCCUAUCAGAAGAGGAUGAAGAUGAAGAUGACGAUGACGAUGAAGAUGUUGAGGAUGGUGACGACGACGAAGACGACGACGUCGACGAGGAACAGUUAGUGGCGGAACGAGAACGCAAGGAGAAGCUCGACGAAAUCGAGCAUCUAAAGAAGUCACUCGACGAGACCAUACGCCAACUUUCUGAAGUCACGGCGCCAAUCUUGAAGAAGCGUGUCCUUCUCACAAAAGCCAACCUCGAAAAGGAGAUUGCCGUCAAGAAAGCUGCGCUGGGCUUGACAGACGAGGAUUAAGGGCUAGAGCGCAUAAUAUAGAACCCGUGUGCUGGAGAAUAGUGGUCCCAAUUUCACUUGGUGCUUUCUCAGGCGUUGAUGUCGAUUUGAUGAAAAGGAAGAUGGCAUUGGAAGACUAGAAUAUGGCUCAAAACGAUACCCCUUAGUGCUACCUAACAUAGGCAAAGUAGCUUGAAUACUCAAUUAAUCAGUUAAAUACUCUUUA